Messenger RNA from Schistosoma margrebowiei, 819 nucleotides. The record is from the annotation of a GenBank genome assembly. Lineage: Eukaryota; Metazoa; Platyhelminthes; Trematoda; Strigeidida; Schistosomatidae.
AUGACUUUGACUGCAUGGGAUACAUUGCCUAUUUCAACGGUGGAUGUGAAUAAUUUACUAAAUACUGAUUUUAACAUGUAUACGACCGAACCAUUGUUACCAGAGGAAUGGGUGAAAUUUCAGCGAAUCCUAGUUGGUAAUUGGACUGAUGAGAAACCAUAUGAAGUGAAAUCACGUGAAUUGUGCCCAGAAAAGCAGAAUAAUACACAGCGUGCACCAUUAUCAAUAGCGAAUGUCAACCACAAAUUGUCAUCGGCCGGUUUAAGUAGAAAUGGAGUUCACUACCAACGCCUAAAUAGUCAAUGUAUUUCUUUAAAUAAUCCGCAAAAUAAUCGUCGUAAUACACAGAGUAUAUGGAAAUUCGGAAAUAAAGCUUUACACAAGAGCUUAGUAUGGCAAAAUACUAUUCAUGUUGGUUGUGGUAUUACAAAUUGUACUGGAAAUUAUGGAUUUCCAUAUGGAUUAUCAGUUGUUUGUAAUUAUGGCCCAGGAGGAAACUAUGAAGGUCGUUAUCCUUACGAAGCAAAAUCACAGGAUGAGUGUUAUUCUGUAACUACAAAACGUCCUAAACCUACUAGACGUCCAGUUACUACUAAACGUCCUAAAACUACUAGACGUCCUAAAACUACUAGACCUCCAAUUACUACUAAACGUCCUAAAACUACUAGACGUCCUGAAACCAUACCAACUCGUAAACCAGGCAUAUCAAAACAAAUACCAAAACCAAACUGGCCUACACUCAUCAGUUCAUGGAGUGGAUUUGCCAAUUCAAAUAUGCUACAUGGAAUAAUAACAAAAACAUGUAUUUGUAUUCAGUGA